Drosophila willistoni is the source of this 3250-nucleotide messenger RNA. RefSeq names its product neutral alpha-glucosidase AB (gene GCS2alpha). The record is from RefSeq and is a predicted model, not a curated record. NCBI's taxonomy places the organism in Eukaryota, Metazoa, Arthropoda, Insecta, Diptera, Drosophilidae. Gene Ontology annotation, molecular function: alpha-glucosidase activity; carbohydrate binding. Gene Ontology annotation, biological process: carbohydrate metabolic process; N-glycan processing. The transcript has 5 exons. The coding region runs from base 179 to 2983 and encodes 934 amino acids.
ACAACAUUGGCUAAGCCACCGCCACACUCAUACAUAGACGGUUCCGAGUUGAGUUAUUUAAUUAUUUUCUAAAAAGAAAAGACAAAGCUUAACGAAUUUAACUGAAUUUGGAAAGAAAAAGCCUCCUAACAGGAUAGGAAGACGGGGAAAGGAGGCAGACGCACAAACCAUAGCCAAAAUGCAUUUGACAUUGGGCAUAAUUUUGGCUAUAAUUGGCUCGCUAAUGCUCACCUCGGUGACUGGCGUCGAUCCAAAUAAUUUCAAGACCUGUGAGCAAAGCAGUUUCUGCAGACGUUCACGCAAGAUUCAGAGCUCGGGCAGCAAAUAUGCCAUAAUACCUGGAACUCUAAACACUUAUGCCGAUUCGCUGACUGCAGAUUUAAUUAACAAAGAGAACCAUCACCAGUUCACUUUUAAAUUGGAGGCCCUUGUGGGCAGUACUUUCCGCCUCCAAAUUGAUGAGAAGCAGCCAUUGCAUCCGCGUUAUCGGGUUGAACAUGCUCUCAAGGAGGAACCUAAAACUGCACGCAUAAGUGUACAGAAAGAGACCGAUGGUGAGAUAACCAUCAGUACGGAUGAUCAUAAAAACAAGGCUGUCAUACAUGGUGAUCCAUUCCGCAUUGACUUCUAUGAGAAUGAUGUUUUGGUUGUUACGGCAAAUGCCAAAAAUUGGCUUUACUUUGAGCAUUUGCGUCAGAAACCUGCCGAUGCGGCCGACGGCCAUGCUGAUGGUGAGGCUGGUGCUGGUAAUGCUGCCGCUGAUGAUGAUCAACAGCAGGCAGAGGCGCCCAAAUCCCCUGGAGAAGCUAUCGACGAUCCUGGUGCAUGGGAAGAGAAUUUCAAAUCUCAUCAUGAUUCAAAACCUAAUGGACCAGAGGCUGUAGCUUUGGAUUUCUCAUUCCCCGAAGCUGAAGUGCUAUUCGGUAUACCCGAGCAUGCUGACAAUUUCGUGUUGAGAUCUACAUCGGGCACUGAUCCGUAUCGUUUAUACAAUUUGGAUGUUUUCGAAUAUAUCGUAGAGAGCAAAAUGGCGCUAUAUGGCUCAGUACCAGUCCUCUAUGGUCAUGGACCCCGACGUACCGCUGGUGUCUAUUGGCAAAAUGUGGCCGAAACUUGGGUAGACAUUUAUACGGCGGAAACGAAUGUGGUAUCCUCUUUGGUGAAUUUCGUAUCUGGGUCUCGUAAAUCUCCAUCUCCUGCUGCUCAUUUCAUCUCUGAAUCUGGCAUAGUGGAUGCCUUUAUUGUGUUAGGUCCUAAGCCCAUCGAUGUAUUUAAACAAUAUGCUGCUUUAACUGGAACACAUCCAUUGCCGCAGCUUUUCUCGCUGGGCUAUCAUCAGUCGCGCUGGAAUUACAAUGAUGAACGGGAUGUGGCUUCGGUGUCCUCUAAAUUUGAUGAAUACGAUAUACCCAUGGAUACAAUGUGGUUGGAUAUUGAGUAUACUGAUGGCAAACGUUAUUUCACAUGGGACAAAUUCAAGUUCCCUGAACCAUUGACCAUGGUUAAGAAUCUAACUGAAUUGGGUCGCCAUUUGGUGGUCAUUAUCGAUCCACAUGUUAAACGAGAUACUGGGUAUUUCUUCCACAAUGACUGCACAGAGCGUGGGUAUUAUGUUAAGACGCGCGAUGGCAACGACUAUGAGGGCUGGUGCUGGCCAGGAUCAUCAAGUUAUCCGGAUUUCUUUAAUCCCGUUGUCCGUGACUAUUAUGCCGGGCAAUAUGCCUUGUCGAAAUUCAAUACUGUGAGUGAAAACACAAUGAUCUGGAACGAUAUGAAUGAACCAUCGGUAUUCAAUGGUCCCGAGGUGACGGCUCCCAAAGAUCUGGUCCAUUAUGGCAAUUGGGAACAUCGUGAUGUUCAUAAUCUUUAUGGUCAUAUGCAUCUGAUGGGCACAUUUGACGGCCUCGAGAAGCGUGAUCCCAAUCAGCGCCCAUUUAUAUUGACACGUGCGCAUUUUGCUGGCUCACAAAGAUACGCAGCCAUCUGGACAGGUGAUAAUACGGCGGAAUGGUCGCAUUUGCAGCAUUCCAUCAAAAUGUGUUUGACUGAGGCUGUAGCCGGGUUCUCAUUCUGUGGAGCCGAUGUCGGCGGUUUUUUUGGCAACCCUGAUUCUGAAUUGCUUGAACGUUGGUAUCAGACAGCUACCUUUUUGCCCUUCUUCCGUGGCCAUGCCCACAUAGAUACGAAGCGUCGUGAGCCGUGGCUCUUCCCAGAGCGCACUCGUCUCGUUAUCCGAGAUGCUUUGCUCAAACGUUAUAGUUAUCUGCCGCUGUGGUACACUUCCUUCUAUGAAUUGGAGUUGAAAAACGAGCCUGUAAUUCGUCCACUCUUGACCCAUUAUCCAGCGGAUAAGGAAUGCUUUGCCAUUGAUAACCAACUGCUUGUACAGGAUCGUUUGUUAGUCCGACCGGUAAUGCAACAGGGAGUCAGCAAGGUUGAUGUCUAUUUCCCAGCCAUUGACGAUAAGAAGAAUGGUGACUAUUGGUACGAUGUCGAUACAUAUCAGCGUCAAGAGCGUGCCGGUUACGAGAGUGUCCCCGUAACAGAGUACAAGAUUCCCGUAUGGCAACGUGGUGGCAGCAUAUUGCCCAAGAAAGAACGCCAACGCCGAGCCUCGACUCUAAUGUUGCACGAUCCGUACACACUGAUCGUCUGUCUGGAUCGUCAGGGCAAGGCCGAGGGCACACUCUAUUUGGAUGAUGAGAAAUCCUAUGACUAUCGUCAAGGCCAAUACAUAUAUGUUAACUAUGAGUUUGCCCACAAUCAGCUGACAAAUCGUUUUAUUGGAAAACCAAAGUACAAGUCCAGUUCCUGGAUCGAACGUGUCGUUAUUGCCGGCCUCUCGACCGUGCCACAAAGUGCGACAAUCACGGUGAACGGUGUUAGUCAACAAUUGGAGGUGUUGCAGCAGGAUCAUGCUGUUAUUGUGCGCAAACCGGGCAUCAAAAUGAAUGUAGAUUUUGCUAUCAAAUUGAACUAUUAGAGAUGUUUUCGUAUUAUUCCAUUAAAUUUACUACACAUUGAAAUUGCGAUUAAAUAAUUAAUAGUUAUAUUUAACAUAUAUACAUAUUUAGAACGAUGGAAUCGAACAAAUAUUCCAUUAACUAGAAAUUCCUUUAAAAGUCUUUGAGUGAUCAUGAUCCCUCAAUUCUAACCAAUUCUCUCUUUCCCUUUGUUCGAUGUCAAAAUCACUUUGCCUAGCAAAUAAAGUUUAGAGAAAAGAGAAACAAGCAAUUUCUCUCAAAAACAA